Messenger RNA from Camellia sinensis, 2203 nucleotides. The record is from RefSeq and is a predicted model, not a curated record. Lineage: Eukaryota; Viridiplantae; Streptophyta; Magnoliopsida; Ericales; Theaceae.
CUAUUAACUUUUCUCCUGUGAUGACAACUAUUUCUGUCCUUUCGCUUUUAUUAAUAUGUGAAGUACUAUAUCUGAUUGAGUGAUUGACAGGUAACACGUGUUGUUCAUCACUGGAUGCAUGAAUAUGUUAAUUGCUAUAUGAAAACACAAGGCCAAUUAUUUACGAAUAAAUAAUGUUACAGACUUACAGUCCAUUAUGAACCACUGCUUAAAUAGAAAAUUGUUUACAUUAUUCCAUCUUGUUAAUACAAUUUUCCUCCUUCAUUCUUUCAUCAUAAAAUGCUUUACUAGAACACAUGUAUUUAUUAUCACCAACAAGAACUGAUAAGUCACUGUUUGUGCAUUGAUACUCUUCAUUUAGUCAUAGUAAUUUGACAUAUUGCAUUUAUCCUGGAAACCUUGUACAUUAAUCAUCAUUAUUAUUAUUAUUUUUUGAAGUCACCCAAUUGUGUUUUUCAUUUGAUUUGAACACCAUGGUAUGUUAUUUAAUUGGAGUCAUCUUCAUAAUUUCAAAGACUCCAAUAUAAUGGUGAGAUCAUUUACUGGUCUGACAAUGGCCUUAUAUUAAUGAAUGUCACGAUUCACGAAAGAAUAGGCUUACACAAGUUUUUACGGAAAUUUAAACAAAUUCAUAUUAAGUGCUAUGCAUAACCAUUGACUAUUUUAAUUUCUGUUAAAGGACUUUUUUUAUAUUGUCAAAUUACGUGUGAUUCAUUACAUUUACAACGGUGUAAUCAUGUGCUACAAAGUUCACUAAAUGCCCAGAAAAAGUGAGUGAUUUUAUUUAGGUUGAAGGUCCUUUGAAGCCGGGGAAGGCCAAAAAUAUUUGGGGUUAAGACAAUAAGAAAAAACUUGAUAGUUGAUGGUUUGACAAAGGAUAUGGUUUUAGAUAAGGUUGAAUGAAAUUGAGGAAUCAUUGCAGCCAACCUCAGAUCAUCUCCUUUCAAGGUAGUAUCAAGUUUAGUUGUUUAACCGAUCACAUCUACUCUGGGUGGAAAGAAAAUUAACUUUUUGGGCAUAUUAAAUUGUAAAUUAAAACCAGACAAGUCUCGACUUCAUUACUAUAUAUUCGAUCCUAUUUGAAAGAAAUUGGCUUCUGCCUGGAUCUUAUUUCUAUUUAUUUUUUAAAGAAAAAUUGUGUGAUCUUUAUCUUUUAAUUUGAUAGUGUUUGAAAAAGAAAAACUUGCAACAUAUGACCUUCAUGGACAACAUUUGGUUUCAUAUAGAUGUCAUUCAAAGAGAACUCCACUUUGAGAACCUUGGAAAGACAAAAAGCUGAUUUGUGACAACUGAUAGACCUUAAGUCAUCAAUCUCGUGGAGAGGAUUUUAUUUAUUUAUUUGUUUAUGUUUCUUGUUGGUUUCUUUUGGAUAUAUAUAUAUAUAUAUAUAUAUGUUUCUGAUAAGAAACCUGAACUUGUACUAACUUGCUCCAGAUAUGUAACACAAAAUUAGUUUGUUGCUGCUUCUGUUACGCUGUGUUCAGUUGGGGAUUUGGGAAGGGAUUUGGAAAGGAAAAGGGAAAAUGUAGGUGAAAUGUGAAUAAAAUAUACCUACAUUUCACCGAAUUUCACACACUUUUCCCUUUCCUUUUGCUUUUCCAAAUCCCUUCUCAAAUUCUUCAACCAAACACAGCAUUAGUAGAAAAAAAAAAUAAAAAAAAUUAGAUGUUCCAAACUGAAAUGCAUAUGAUAUUUAAUGUAAAUGUUAGUAUUCAUAAACAUUCCGAAUUUAAUUUUAGUUGGAUAAUAAUCUUUAUCGAUUACCAACGACAGAAACAACUUCUUCCAAAUUGUGGCUGCAGCUUAAAGCGGUCUAGGAAAUUUCAGCCUGAAGAUAGGCUCUUUUCGUUGUCUUCAGUCACCUCACCAGCUACAGAAGAGCAUGUUGUUGGACGAGAUGGAGGUAUUUUGGCGAAUGGGCAAGGAAAACCGAAGAAGGGAAGAGGAGGGCCAAGAGAUGCAAAGAGAAUCAGACAAUCAAAUGAUGCAGAUUAUGACUAUGAAGAUGAUCCUGAUUUAAUUAUGUGAGAAUCAGUAUGCCAAUUGACCUUGAAGGACUUUUUUUUUUAUUUUAUUUUAAAUUACUCUCUCUCUCUCUUUCUUUUCGAUCAAUUUCUGUAAAUGCCUUGAGUCUCGUAUUUUGGAAAAUAGACUUCCAUGUGGCUAUAAUGGAUUAAUGUUAUUGAGGCUUGUAUUGCUGUCA